GUAUGAAUCCUUAUUUACUACUGUCUCAUUGUUUCCUGAAAAUUUCCCGUUUGAGACACUCCGUAAUCAUCUCCUUGAGCAAGAACAACGAGUUCUAUACCUCCGCUCCCUGGACUCUACUUCAGUGCAUCAGGCGUUUGCAGCUUCCUCUACUUCCCCGGGUUCACAGGCUGGAACGCAGCAGCAUACCUCCCAGCAAACUCAACAGCACUCUGCCGGACAACAGCAACACCGCUACUCGAAUCCGCAGCAGCAACAACCGCGUGGCCGCGGGCGAGGGCGAGGUCGAGGCCGCGGGGGACGGGGUCGCGGACGUGGCCAGCAGGCGCAAUACAUGCCGCCCGGACAGUUUGGUUACCCGCAGCAGUUUGGGUAUCCUCCUUCAGGCCCUCACUUUUAUACUCCCGGAGGGGGUGUUCCGCAGGCUCCACAUGCAGGGGGUGUGACCUCUACGGGUACUGUUAUUUGUAAUUCUGCUUUGUCACAUUUAAAUAUUAAUGCUUUAUCUGCUUCGACUACUAACUCUAGUUCCGCAGGCUCAUCAUCAGACGGGGGUAUUCUUGGGUCCGUUCCCCAUCCUGUUGUGUGUCAAAUUUGUUUUUCUGCAGGUCAUUCAGCCAUCACUUGCCCUUCUCGGUUUUCUCAGCCAUCUGCGCCAGCUAUGUUGACAACUCCUGGGGAAACUAAUCCCGCCUUAUGGUAUCCGGAUUCCGGCGCUUCUGCUCAUAUGACAGCAUCUGAAGGACAAAGCAUCGGGGGCGGUGCUUCUACGAGCUACCAGUAGUGGACCACUCUAUCCUAUCCAGUUGCCAUCAUCUUCAUCCUUAGCUUUCGCUUCUAUAUUAGCAUCUGGCCCUG
Molecule: messenger RNA, 858 nt
Organism: Cuscuta epithymum
Lineage: Eukaryota; Viridiplantae; Streptophyta; Magnoliopsida; Solanales; Convolvulaceae
Source: the annotation of a GenBank genome assembly